Molecule: messenger RNA, 3607 nt
Organism: Plutella xylostella (diamondback moth)
Lineage: Eukaryota; Metazoa; Arthropoda; Insecta; Lepidoptera; Plutellidae
Source: RefSeq, a predicted model, not a curated record
CGCCGCGACCCUCGCCCAUCAUUCACAACCUGCUCCUCACCGCCAGGCACUGCGCAAGUGCUCCGCUCCUCCAGUUGUUAUCUACAUAAAUAGAGAUCAGUGUUUUGUUUUGCCGUCCGGACAUAAAUGGUGUAAGGUGCGCAUCAGCAUGGGCCUUCUAUGGCUAUGGCUGGCGGCAGCAUGUAUGGUAGCGGGGGCGAUCGGCGAGCGCGGGGGCGCGUCGCUCCGAAGCGCCCUGGAGGCCCUGCAGCGCCGGCAGCGGGGGCGCUCGCACGGACCGUUGGCGCCCCUGCCCGACUACGACGCCGUCUAUGAGUACUUGCCGCAAGCUCAGCCGUAUUCUGACCCUGAUUACAUAUCCGAAGUGGAAGAAGAUGAUGACAUACCGUCCCCUCCUAAGUAUAUAAUCAAGUAUUUGGAUGCCAACAUUCGACCUCCCGAAGCGUACACUGAAUACAAGAUCAUUAAGAAGAAAAUGGGGAGGUCAGAAUCAGCUAAGAAAGAGUCAGCGUUUCGUGAAAGGAGUCACCACUCGGACAACGACAGACUGAAAGAUUUAUUUAUGGAUAGAAACGAUAUUGAAGUGCCCAAAGAACCAGAAGAGGGAGCUGAAAACGAUGCUGAAUACGCGAUGCUGCUCAGCCAACUGUGGUCUAAGUACAGGAGCAACAAUCGUAACAAACGAGCAGAAUCGUCUCCUCAAGGAGUGGUCAAACUGUACAACGAAAAAGUAGUCAAGAAACGUUAUCCAGAUAACUGGGGACCGAUCGCUUUUAAGCGUAAACGAAGUUCAGGUCCAGAUCCAGUAGAUCAUCCUAUCUUGAAAGAAUAUCCAGGAGGCAGGAAGCCGCAUGGCGACGGAAUGCCAGUUGAUCCUAAUUACAAUGCAUAUGAUUUAACAGAACAAGAUAAGGAUGAUAUACGUGAAGAAUAUGCCAUCGCAUUUCAGCCGUUAGAAGACGACACUCCCUCACCGUUUAAUGACAAUGAUCUGUAUGCGUUCGACAACGAGGUGAUUGAGAAACGUUUUCCAGUUACCAAACGUAGCAGCGGGUCUUAUGAAUAUGGCUUGAAAUAUGAAAAGAAACGAUCUGCACAGGAUCAUAACAAACGGGAAACAUCAAAAUCAUUCCGCAGCAGCUCCGGCACUGAUCCGAGAAUAAUUAAAGACCUUUCUAAGAUAUUUGGUGAAGUUGAUUCGGAUGAUUUGAUUAAAGCUCCGGUUAAACGUAGCAGCGAUCAAGGGCAACCUGAAACGUAUAAACCACCACAGGUGACGGUGUUGAGCCACAACGAGACGCACCCGCACGACCACGCGCACGACAUGAACGCCACCGUGUACGACGUGGAGAGCCACGAGCAGCACGGCCACCUGCACCACCCCGGCAUGCUGGCCAAGGACGCCGACCACGCGCACCCUCCCGAACAUCACGACCAUGCAGCGGACGCAGAAAAACCUAUAAAUGUGAAAAAGAAGUCCAUCGAUUGGUCAGACUAUUUCGGAAUAGACAAACGUAAAAAUAAAGCGUUCGUAAACGAUUACGCACAGGAAAAACUGAAGAAACAAUACUUUAAUACAUUUAACAAAGAAGUCAUAUAUCCGUUGAAUUCCUUUCGCCAGCACAGCAAGGUCAAAAGGAACUUCGUUGAAGCCAGGCCCAAUGAAGAAACAGAAUUUCAGGUUGACAGUGCUCACGCCGUUGAAGUAAAGUCGGAAGAAAAACGCGAUACUUCCGAUGAUGAUAAUACCAAAAUAGACAACAUCGAUAAGAAACUGAAAAAUAUGGAGGGUAUGAUCGUGGAUGAUGCUCUUCACUACUCGUAUAUCGGGGAAGAACUUGACUCAAAAGAGGAGCAGGAGAUGAAAGAGAAGCUGCUGUCCAAACUAGCAGCUGCUUACAGCCUGGAAAAAAUGAGGAAAGCUUUGAAAGAGUUCAAGCAAAGUUUACAGAUACAGAAAACUGAUGCUCACGUUGAAUCUUCGCCAACGCCAACUGAUGAAGCCAAGGCAAAACGAGUUGCUGUUAAGAAAGAAAAGGCGAACCUAGAUCUAGAAAAUGACAUCCGUCACCAUCAGAGCCAGAACGAGGAUUUCGAAGAGGAACAGGGGGCGGGACACUACUUGAAUGGCAAAAUGGACAAGCAGCUGUUUGAGGGGUACAUGGGAGGCAGUGGCAGAUACCGUAUCCCAGAAUUACCCCCAGCUGUAGCAUCCGGAACCUGCCCCGUGCUCACGAAGAUUGUUCAACGUUGCCGCGAAGUUGACCUGCUCGCCGGAGACCGCGGACAGCUGUUCUUGCCCCUCUGCAGCCUUCAUCAGAUUUGCUACCUUUGUGGAGAGGCACCGCCAACAACUUGCGACCUGGUAUUCCUGUCGGAGGCGGACACGGCGUGCGAGGGCGACAUGGGGUGCCAGCGCGCGGCGCGGGCGGCGCUGAUGACCCUCAGGGAGCUCCACGACAGCCUGUCCGACGAGCUCGACGGCGAGUGCGAGGCCAGCCCCUGCCUCUCCGCCACCCUCAAGAUGAACCUCAACUGGCAACGCGCCAUCCAACGAUUAUAUUUUCAUACGAUGGAGCGAGAUCAAUACCCCAAAGAAGGCAUCGACAAUCCAGGAGCAACUGAAGAUGACGGAUCUAAUCUGAGACCGGAUUUAGUCAUAAGCGUCCAACCGCAAGCUCUUUAUGGGGCGUCCCGCGCCCAGCUGCCGGUGUCCACGGUGGACUGGCAGUCCGUGCCGCGCGGACAGUUCAUCCCGGUCAGCGGACUCGACUUCCUCAUCGGGGUCAACAGCCUGCUCAUCAAACAGACCGUCGAGAUCAAUGAAAUGACUUCAAAAAUCGAAUCAGAAAACCGCUACGUGGUGAAGAUCCCUCAGGGCGAGUCUCUCUACAUAGCCAGCGAGGUCUCCACAGCGACGCAGCGCUGCCUGUGCGGCGCCGGGCGGGCGUUCACUAUGCACCUGCAUGAUAAUACGAGGCAGGAAGCGCUACAACUGCAGCGCCGGCUCGCUGCCGCGUCUUGCUGCUUCCCAUGCCGGCUUCAGGAGAUGCUGGUGAUCACGCCGCCCGGCGACUACGUGGGGCGCGUCCAGCAGCAGUGCUCGUGGCUGGCGCCGGCGUACCUGGUGAAGGACGCCACUGACCAGGUCCUGUACGUGGUGGAGGGGCCCGCGCAGUUCCAGCGGAGCGCACUGGUGCAGUCCGAGUUUAAGAUAAUGUCCCCAGACGGUCUCCGGGUAGCGGGCCGCAUCGUGCACGGCUGGGACCGCGAGCUGGUGUCGUUCACCACCACCCUGCACGUGCCCGCCUCCGCCAGCCAGCCGCGGCAUAAGGCGCUGCUGCUGGCUGCUACUUUCCUUAUGGAAUAUACUCACUUCGAGAGAGCAAAGAGCACCUGUAUGAGAUGUAACUGUUUUUGAAGAAAACGGCAUUGGCAAUCUUUCAGCUAUGACUUACAAAACUUAUAUCCUUGCCAAACUGUAAAAUUAGGUGUAUAGUUUGGAUUUUCAUCAGUGAUCGUCCUUAAAAGUACUUACCUACAUAUUAACUAGGGGCAACUUUCUAUAAAAUAUACAUACUUUUUUAUACUUACUCUUAAAAAUCAA